Messenger RNA from Geodia barretti, 1044 nucleotides. The record is from the annotation of a GenBank genome assembly. NCBI's taxonomy places the organism in Eukaryota, Metazoa, Porifera, Demospongiae, Tetractinellida, Geodiidae.
CUGUCCGCGAAUGGGAGGGAUGCUGCUCUUCGGCUGGUCAUUCCCAGCGAUGGGGAACUUUACGAGCCUACACUGAACUAUCUGGGCUCUUGCGGCCUAUCGGUCCGGCGCCCUAACUCGCGGCAAUACACUGCCACCAUAAGGUCUCUUCCCGGCGUGGAAGUACUCUUCCAGCGUAGCGCAGAUGUAACCACCAAGGUAGAGGAAGGCAGCGCAGAACUGGGAAUCACCGGACUGGACCGUUACCUGGAGUACCGCACUGACGAACGCACUGUAGUCAGCUUGUUGGACGAUCUGGGUUACGGCAGGUGUGAUUUUGUCCUUGCCGUUCCAGACGCCUGGCUUGAUGUUUCCUCGAUCGAUGACUUGGCGGAUCUGGCUCUGGAGUUCAAACAGCAGGGCAAGCAAUUGCGGAUAGCCACCAAGUAUCCCAAGUUGUUGCGGGAGUAUUUGUUCCACCGUGGAAUAAAUUACUUUACCCUCGUGGCGGUAAGCGGCGCUCUUGAGGCAGCCCCCGUAGCAGGCUACGCAGAUUUGAUAGCUGACCUGACAGCUACUGGCACAACUCUCCGCGAAAACCGUCUGAAGACUUUGCAGGGUGGCACUAUUCUUACUUCCCAGUCAUGCCUCAUCGGGAAUGCAACCACUCUGUUGAGAUCGAAAGAUGCCCUUAGAUUGGCCCGGGAGUUCAUCGAAAUGCUGGAGGCCCACAUGCGGGCCGAGCCUUAUUACCGUCUUACCGCCAACGUGAGGGGCGCCUCUCCCCAGGAAGUCAGCGCGACAGUCCUUAGCCGCCCCGAAGUCUCAGGUCUUCGUGGCCCGACCAUUGCCCGAGUCUACAACGUAGAGGAACAAGACUGGUACGCUGUCAGCCUCCUGGUACGCAAAGACCGUUUGAUGGAGGCAGUGGAUCAUUUGAGGGAUUGCGGAGGCAUUGAAGUUUCGGCCUCCCAGUUGAGUUACCUCUUCAAAGGCGAAUCGUCCGUGUUCAGCCGGUUGCUCGACCCUGCCUCUGAAUCUGUUGAAGAAAUCGGGGGCUUGUAA